Glossina fuscipes is the source of this 3817-nucleotide messenger RNA. RefSeq lists its product as uncharacterized. Bases 407 to 3277 code for a protein of 956 amino acids. Lineage: Eukaryota; Metazoa; Arthropoda; Insecta; Diptera; Glossinidae. The record is from RefSeq and is a predicted model, not a curated record. The transcript is spliced from 4 exons.
AGUGCAAUAAAUUGCAUUGCUUUAGUUCAACGGGAGCUUAGAAGUUUGUUGUUUUGAUGUAAAGUAAAAAAUGAUUCUUUUGUUUGCUUUAACAUUAAAAAGAUAAAAAUAAAGUAAAAAAAUGAGUGCAAGUGAUUGAAGUGCAAUAUUUUUCAAAGUAGAAUUGUGUCCAUAUGUGCAAGUAAGUUGUAAUUGUAAAAAUGCGUAGUGAAAAAGAGAGAAUUGUGUAGAAGCAAAUAUCUGGUCCAUUGAUGAAAACAAUGUUUCUAUAACUGCUUCGCCUUCGUUUUCAAAGUAGAGGUUUACGAUAAGAGAUUUGAGGAGAAAGUUAAUAUCAGAAUUAAUUUGAGUCUUGUUCCAAAGUGGUCUGUAAAUAUAAAUAAUUUUCAUAAUUAAAAAAGAGAAAAUGGCUGCCAAUAGUGUGACUGGGAAUGAAAUGCUACUCGAUGAAGUUGAUUUUGUUAAAGUCUCUAAUCAAAUAAACAACAAUAAUAACGACAAUUAUAAAAACAAUUCAAGUCAACAAUUUAAACAUAAUAAAGUGCCAAAAACUUCGUUCAAUGAAAAUGUGCCAAAUGUAAUUAAUAAUAACAACAACAAUGGUAGCAACGACAAGAAAUUAUCAAAGGAUAAAUUAACAAUUUUUAGUUUUGGCAGAAAAUUAUUACAAAAAUCAACUGAGGAAAUUAACGCUAAAGAAGAAUUGAAAUGCAAGAAAGGUAAAGCGGGGGAAAAAACGAAUCGUAACGAUGAAGAAAUAGACAAAUCUAAUCCGUCAUUUUCACGCAAUGGAUUUUCAGAAUAUCGUAAUUCCAUCAAAACUAUGGACACAUCCUCCAAGCAGCAAAAGCACACAAAACCCUCACCCUUGUCCAAGCUAUUGAAUAAGAAAACGGAAAGCGAAUAUAAAUCGAAAUCCCUAAGUGAAUAUAAAUUCAACACUUAUAGUGGACGCCGCAAGUCAACCAGUCCACAUUUGGAGCGAUUUAAACGUUAUACCAAAGAAGAGGGUGAUCCAGCCUCCAUACCUGUAGAAAUUAAACAUGUAACUAAAGACUUUGACUAUCAGUGUACUAAUUUCGCAGUUGGCCAACAAAGCCAAGAGGUGUCUGGUCAUUCGAGUUCCUUAGCUUUGCAAAAUUUUCAGGAGAACCAUGACAACGAUUUGCGUAUUAAAGCUAUACGUUCUUUAUCCCGCGGCUUGGGCAAAUUAUUAUGGCGACGUACGCAUAGUGUCGACAUUAGUUCACCAGAUCCCGAAUAUAAAGUCUCAUAUCUGGGCAACGUUUUAACGGGUUGGGCCAAAGGUGAGGGUUGCGUUGAAAAGCAACUGAACACACUGUGGCGAAAUUAUACCCAAAAUAACAAGCCUGAUGUAAUAAUGAGGAUAAAGGUUUGUGCUUCAGGUCUUAAAGCAACAACGAGACAACAUGGACUAACGGAAUAUUGGGCUAAUCGUAUAACACAUUGUUGCGCUCCAAAGAAUUAUCCGCGGGUGUUUUGCUGGAUUUAUCGUCAUGAGGGGCGGAAACUUAAGCAUGAACUUAGAUGUCACGCAGUGCUUUGUAGUAAGGAGAAAAUUGUACAUGAGAUAUGUGAUACAUUAAAGGGUAAUCUUGAACGCGCUCUGCGUGAAUUUAAACGAGAAAAAAUUCUCAAACAGAACGCUCGUUUAAGUCUAGCCAAUGCAGUCUAUGAUAAUCCCAGUUUACCACGUCGGAAGAUUUUACUCAGUGUGGGCAGUAAUAACUAUCGUCCGCCAUUGGAGCGUUCAAAAUCAGCGCCAAAACUAAUGGCUAUAGAAGAAGCUAUCGGCGAAGAAGGCGAAGAAGUUGAAGAGACUAACGAGCCAGAAAUGAAAUCUUGUUGCCAAAAAGAUUCGUUUUACCCAGCCAUGACCCUUGGACGACGACGCUGCCGCCGGGGCCACUCCAUACGUCGCACAGGCAAAACUAGGCCCCUGAGUUUCGAUGUGCUGAAUAAAAAUUUUGAAGAGCCCUUAUGUACUGGUAAAACCAGGCCGUUAAGCUGCAGUGUUUUGAACAGAACAUGUCGAGAGCCAUUAUUCUUUGAACAUCAAACCAAAAUUGAUCAGAAACAUAGCAUGAAGGACAACAAAAAGUCCGAAGCAAAAGACGAGGAACUAUGUGCAGUGAAUUAUGGGUCCGACGAUUCAGAUGAUUUUGAUAAGAUUUUAAAACACAAUGACUAUGAUGCAAAUGCUUCCUUAGCUAAGGAAUUGUUGCCCUAUUUUGAACGCGAAUUACAUAAACAAACGAGCAGCAGUUGUAGCAGUUUAACCGAUUUGAAGGAUGUUGAAGACGAAGAAGAGUCCUUAAGUUUGUUGCCUACUAUUAAUAGUGACCCUGGCGCUCAUCCUGAGGCUGACUUUGAUCCACACGAGAAGUUUGCUGAGGAUAAUGAAAAUUCCCAAACCUCAAGUCUUGCAAUGAUUACUUUAAGGCGUUCGGGUAUAUGCAGUGAUGGAGAAGGUGAAUACUUGGUUGAUGAUGGCGAUGAUGAUGAGAAUGAUUUAUAUUUUCACCAGGCUGCCAUACUUAAUAUGUUGCACCGUCACUCCAUGCGCAAGAUGGCCCAUUUAUCAUUAAGUAGUGAUGAAGGCAGCAGCAGCUUAGAGACUAGUGUUAGUGGAAAUUUCGAAGCAAGAUUUCUGUCGGCUCAUCACCAGGCACAAUCAUCUAUAUCGUCGGAGAGCUCUUCUGUUAGCCUUCCCAUACCGACACCUCGCGAUCAAAUUAAUAACGAUAGCGCGGAUGACGGUUCGAUAUCGAGUGGAUGUGAAACAUCUAGCACCGUAACCAAUCAUCGCGACGAUGUAUCUUCUAAAUAUCAAUUCCCAAGCUCGCAACAAGUUGACGAGAAACCAAUCUUCAUGACACACCCAUCAGUCAUGCUGAAAAUAAAUGGCAAAGAAUUAAAGAAGGAGACGAUUAUUUGCACCAAUUCUAAUAUGAUUACUUUAAAAGUGAAAGAUUCCCUCAACAAUCACGAAAAAACUGAAGCAGACAGUAGUAAAACUGAAAUUUCCAGUCACUUUAAAACAGUCCGUCUAGAGUAUAAGGAAAACGUGACCAACGAUUCAGAUUCCGAGUGCAGUGAUGAGUCUGGUUACGUAGAAUAUCAGGAACAAGAACAGAAAACAAAUGGGAUCAAUAACAGACAACCAAAGCCAAUAACUUCAAGAGCUAAACCUCAAAUAGCCCCCAAACCAAUGCCUCGAAAAUCUUUACGUUUUACUAAUGACACAGCAGUUUAGAAAAAAACAUGCUUAUUUGCAUAACUAAUUACAGGCGUAUACCCACAGUUAAGCGCACGUUAUUCCAAAAAUGUAAAGAAAAUUUAUGUACAAACUUCUUUCUUUUUCUCUUUUUUAGAAUAUUUAUUUUGCAACGAAAUUGUAACGAUGAGUGAAAUUGUUUAAGUAAUUUGUAAAAUAUUGUUUUCCUCCAUUGCUUGCAAUUCUCCAUGCGUACGCUUCCCUUGGUAUUUGUUUCGUUGAUUUUUCUUAUUUUUCAUGUUUUAUAAUUAGUUAGUUUAAGUUAUUUAACACAGUAGCUUACUAUCUGUCUUACGUAUUAUCUCCAACCGGUUUCAACAUUUUUAAGUACUCGUAUUGUAUUUCGGUCUUAGUUUCCCUUUUAGUAUAGCUACUAACGUUUUAAUAUAUUUUCUUUGAAUGUUAUACAAAUGUAAAUCUAUAACUUAAUCGGAAGGUUUUGUUUUGCAAAAUUUGUAAUAUAGAGAUAUAUAAAACCAUUAAAUAUAGAUCAAAAAUGCCGUUUAUUAUUAUAGUAUA